Molecule: messenger RNA, 1933 nt
Organism: Magnolia sinica
Lineage: Eukaryota; Viridiplantae; Streptophyta; Magnoliopsida; Magnoliales; Magnoliaceae
Product: GDSL esterase/lipase ACHE-like
Exons: 5
Coding region: 557-1714 (385 amino acids)
Molecular function (GO): hydrolase activity, acting on ester bonds
Source: RefSeq, a predicted model, not a curated record
UUUAAAAGCAGGCUGAAUCAAAGCAUUUUGGCCCACACAAUAUAAAAUCAUACAUAAAACAUAUAAAGUAGGUGGUUUGGCCCGCCAAAGUUAGCUAGAUUUUUGCGUGUCCAUUCAUCGUUAUGGACUGUAUUUUAUGAAUGGAUUGGAUGGCAUUCCAAAAACACGGUGGACCACACAUAUAAUCUGGAAGGUUUUGAUGGUGGGAUCCCACUUCCAACUGCUCCUUGUGGCGCAACCAACCUGAGUCUUGGAUCAGCCUAAAUUUUUGGAUAUGUGGUGAACUUGAAGGGGCCCACCUUAUAGACGGAGUGGAUGUGGAUUGUAAAACGCAGACGGGCCCACACACAAUUGUAGAAAAAAAAAAAAAAAGGAUUAUUAUAUAUCUAGUAGUUGUAGGGAACCAAUGAUUAAUGAUAAAGUUUAUGUUAUCGGGUCCACUUCCGCUGCCGUGCUUUCUCUAUAAAAGCAAACUCUACUACCCUUUUUCCUACUAUUCCCUCCAUCCCCCAUUUCUCAUACUCGCUCUUUCAAAGUUCCUUCCAUUUGCUCUCUCAUGGAUGCUCAACCAAGAGUUCUUUCAGUAUUAUUUAUUUUAUUGCCAGUGCUAUUCACACUUAGGCCUGUCCUGGGCUUGACCGAAUGUCAUUUCCCAGCUCUCUUCAAUUUCGGUGACUCGAAUUCUGACACCGGUGGAUUUUCUGCAGCUUUCGGGGAGGCCGGUCCACCGGAUGGAGAGUCCUACUUCGGUGCACCUGCUGGAAGAUACUGUGAUGGACGCCUCAUCGUUGAUUUCAUCGCUAAGGGCAUUGGAUUGCCUUUUAUCGAUGCGUACCUCAACUCCAUCGGGAUCAACUUCACCCACGGAGCCAACUUCGCCACAGCCGCAUCAACUAUUAGAGAACCAACCUCAUCCUUAUCCCAGGGAGGGGUCAGUCCAUUUUCUUUAGAUGUGCAGUCAUGGCAAUUUGAUCAGUUCAUAACAAGAUCACAAAUAACGUACAAAAAGGGAGGUGUCUUCAAAGAAUUGUUACCAAAGGAGGAUUCUUUCUCACGAGCUCUGUAUACAUUUGACAUAGGACAGAAUGACUUGACUUCAGGCUUUUUUUCUGGCUUGACCGAAGAUGAAGUUAUAGCAACUAUACCUGAUAUUCUCAGCAAGUUUACCACAGCAGUUCAGAAUAUAUACUGGCAAGGAGGGAGGUCGUUUUGGAUCCACAACACAGGUCCUUUAGGCUGCCUUCCCUACGUUUUGGAUAGACUCCUUGUUAAAGCCGCUCAAGUGGACCCUGUUGGUUGUGCUACUCCUUUCAAUGAUGUGGCCCAGCAAUUCAAUCGCAAAUUGAAGGAAACCGUUGAUCAACUAAGAAAGGACCUUCCAUUGGCAGCAUUCACCUACGUCGACGUAUAUUCAGCAAAAUACUCCCUCAUCCACCAAGCCAGGAAGUAUGGAUUUGAACACCCUCUUAGAGUUUGUUGCGGGUAUGGAGGCCCGUACAACUACAACCAACAAGUGGGCUGUGGAGGAACGAUUGUUGUUAAUGGAACUGAUGUUUUGGUUACAUCUUGUCAAAAUCCAUCGACUCGGAUCAGUUGGGAUGGAUGUCAUUAUACUGACGCAGCUAACAAAUGGGUGUUCGACCAAAUUGUUAAUGGUGCAUUUUCGGAUCCACCUAUUCCAUUGAAAAAGGCAUGCCAUAGGGAGGCCCAUUGAUUUACAUUCAGUUCAUUCCCCUAUUCCAUUGAAAAAGGCAUAUGCCAUAAGGAGUCCCAUUGAUUUACGUUAGUUCGGUCGAGUCGUCUCCGUUUUUUUAUUUUACUAAGCUAAGAUUCAUGAAUUUAUAUUCCUUUUGAAGCUCUGAUAGAGGACUAGAUUUCUGAAGUCUUAUAUUCCUUUAGUCUUUAAAGAAUAUAUCUAAACGCUUUGUGGGUC